Aegilops tauschii subsp. strangulata is the source of this 429-nucleotide messenger RNA. The record is from RefSeq and is a predicted model, not a curated record. NCBI's taxonomy places the organism in Eukaryota, Viridiplantae, Streptophyta, Magnoliopsida, Poales, Poaceae.
AUGACGACCGCUCGCUCCGUGGCGGUGCUCAUGGCCGCCGUCCUGGUGGCCUCAGCCCUCUCCGGACCGCCGGCCUUCGCCGCCGCCGACGCCCACUGCGACCUCCAGAAGGACCUCCUCAUAACGCAGAGCCUCGGCGAGCCUCAGAGCGACGGCUCAUCGAUGUACAGGGUGACCGUGACGAACCAGUGCGCCGGCGACGAACGCACGGGCAGGCCCUGCGUCAUCUCCAGGAUCCGCCUGCAGUGCGGCAACUUCCGCUCCGUCAUCCCCGUCGACCCCAAGGUGCUCCGCGUCGUCGUCCCCGGCGUCUGCCUCCUCAACGCCGGCCACUCCAUCCCGCAGGACCGCAACGUCUCCUUCGUCUACACCAGCUACGUGCGCGAAAACCUCUACGUCCUCUCCGCCACGUGCGGCCUCGGACGUUGA